Molecule: messenger RNA, 985 nt
Organism: Neurospora tetraspora
Lineage: Eukaryota; Fungi; Ascomycota; Sordariomycetes; Sordariales; Sordariaceae
Exons: 2
Coding region: 407-985 (192 amino acids)
Source: RefSeq, a predicted model, not a curated record
CUGACAAGCCGCCAGCCUUAUAAGUGCACAACGACCAUUGGCUGUUUGACUUCCUUUUUCUGUCCACGCGUCUCUGUGUUUGAGAACAUGAAUAGAAGGUACCAACCGAACAUCAUGAUCUCAGUUAAUGCUGCAAGGGGACCUUGAUGACUCUGUUUGCAGCAUUCAUUGGACAUUCUUUAGAUGGAUGAUGUUUGCCAGCUUCAUCAGGACUUCUUGUAUCAUGGCCAACGGCAACAUCGCAUCCACGACAUGCAGAGGUUCGAUAUAAAGAGAAGUCAUUCCCAGAUCCCAAAGCCCACCCGAACAACACAGACUUGACAGUCAACAGUCCAAAGACCUUCAACCGUUCCAAACCCCCAGAGCAAAACCAACACGAAUACCAGUUACAAGCACCACCACCAAGAUGUCCAACCCCAACAUUCCCACCAUCAGGAGAAACUGCGCCACCCCGGACCUCCCUUCCUUGAUCCAAGAAACCAUCGACAACCCGCUGCCGUUCUCUGCCAAACACCAGAACCCCCGAUACCAUGGACGUGCCGCGGGCAACACGAUGCCCACCGGCCUGGAAACAGCCGCCCACCAGGUUUCCGAGCAGCUCCAGCGCUGGCAUGAUGCUCACAAAGGCAAAUACUCGUCGGCAACUCUCGAGACGUUGAAAGCGCUGGAAAAGCAGGUGCAGGCUCUUCGCGAGGCCAGAUGGAGCGGUGUUAUCCCGAUCCGCUCAGGUGAUGGUGCCAAGAUUCUUUGCAUUCUGGCGCAGUUGAAGGCCAUGAGGGACUAUAUGGAUAAAGUUGACGACAUGGAAAAGGACUGGGUGUGGGUUGAAACCCCUGAUCCAAAGGGUCCAGACUCGGAUAUUGAUGGGGAGUAUGUGGUUGUUGAGGUGAACGGGGAGGAAGAUGUGAACGGAGGGAAAGAUAUUGGUGAGCAGGGCUUGCUCGCCACCGUGCAGAUGUACCUGAGGGCUUUGACAGUCCAUUAG